Molecule: messenger RNA, 1610 nt
Organism: Rhipicephalus sanguineus (brown dog tick)
Lineage: Eukaryota; Metazoa; Arthropoda; Arachnida; Ixodida; Ixodidae
Gene: PolD2
Product: DNA polymerase delta subunit 2
Exons: 10
Coding region: 148-1482 (444 amino acids)
Biological process (GO): DNA strand elongation involved in DNA replication; DNA replication
Cellular component (GO): delta DNA polymerase complex
Molecular function (GO): DNA binding
Source: RefSeq, a predicted model, not a curated record
AGUCAUACGAGCAUGGUGCGCGCAAUCGCACAGCGCGCGUAAAUGGUUGUUCGCGCUGUUUUAGCUCAAAGGCCGGGCUGAUCGCUGAAUUCGGAUUGCAGAUAAUAUCGUCGCUGGACCGUAACAAGCACUCGUUUUGCCCUAAAAAUGCCCAUGGCUGUUGACGGAAAACUGACCGAGGUGAAGUACACGCGGCCGGAAUGCGCUUUCUGCGAUCUCAGCGACCGAUUCACGCUACCCGAUCGCACCUUCAACCGGCAGUACGCCGCAUUCUACUGCGCCCGGUACAAGGCGGUGCGUGACGUUCUGGAAGACCGUGCCAGAGAAAAAUGGGGUAAGCUGGACGUUCCAAUCACAACGUUGUGUGACCUCGUCGAGGACAAGAGGUCAGUCGUCGUUGGGACGCUCUUCAAGAUCAUGGAACUCCAGCCGAGCAUCUUGAAGGAGAUUAGCGAGGAGCACCACAUCGCACCGCAGCCGCAACGAAGCCAUUUCACAGACAACGCCGAUUCGCUUGUUCUCGAAGACGACAAACAGCGGCUGGCGCUUUCUGGGAGCAUCGACGUUCACACCCAUGUGACAGGUGUUCCCAUAGCUCUGCUGGGUCGGGUGGGAACGGAUGGUCGCUUCGCCGUGGAGGACUUCUGCUAUGCCGAGCCGCCGGAACAGAUCAAGAGGCCGCUCCUCAAGACCGACAUGUUUGUGCUCUUGGUCUCUGGCGUGGGGCUGACUGAGAAGGCCGACAGCCUGCUUCCCUUCCAGCUGCUCAUCGAUUACGUGUCGGGCUUCCUCGGCUGCGACGCCGACCAGGAGAGGGCGUCGCGCGUCGUCCGCGUGAUCCUCGCCGGCAACAGCCUGCGGCAGAAGGGUUCGAGCAAGGACAUGUCUCGGGCCAAGUUCACUGUUCGCAAGGAGUCGUCUGCGGAUGCCAGCGUGGCAAGGCUCCUCGACAGCCUUCUAGAGCAACUUUCGCGUUCCGUGGAAGUGGACGUCAUGCCCGGCCUCUCGGAUCCGGCGGCCAGCCUGCUUCCGCAGCAGCCAAUGCACCCCUGCCUCUUUCCUGGUGCUUCCCAGCGAGCCUCGCUACGAUGCGUCACGAAUCCUUAUCAGUUUGAGUUGGACGGGUUGAGGAUACUGGGAACUUCGGGGCAGAACGUGACGGAUGUCCAGCGUUACAGUCAACUCACCUGCCCUCUUGAGAUUAUGGAGAAGACGCUGCAGUGGCGCCACCUGGCACCUACGUGUCCAGACACACUCUCCUGCUACCCGUUCACAGAUCAAGACCCCUUCAUUCUGGAUUCUUGCCCGCACGUUUAUUUCGUGGGCAACCAGAAAAAGUUUGCCACCAAGCUCUACAAAAGUGAACAAGGGCAGACAGUUCGUCUUGUGGCUGUGCCGUCCUUCUGCAAGACAUUCACCUGCGUCUGGCUGAACAUGAGAACCCUUGAGUGUGAACCAAUGUGCUUCGAAGUUAAUCCGUAAUGUGAAAUCUGUGUGGCCAAGUUUACGAAUUUCCGUAUUGACUUCCAAUGCUUUUGCGUUAUAUAUUUACAAAGAAAUAAAACCAUGUACGUAUGUGCCUUUCUACUGAAAUGAAUGUCUUAGUUGUG